Molecule: messenger RNA, 1119 nt
Organism: Acytostelium subglobosum LB1
Lineage: Eukaryota; Evosea; Eumycetozoa; Acytosteliales; Acytosteliaceae
Exons: 1
Source: RefSeq, a predicted model, not a curated record
AUGAAUAAUAAUAAUAAUCAAACUACUAGACUUCCAUCAAAUGAACCAGAUCGAUCUAAUUGUAUCAUUGGGAUAAUAAGAAAGCAUUUGACUACAGAGCCUUGGAAACAAGUAGCAAUCAAUGAUGGUGAUAAUGUUGAUUAUGCUACAAGAAUAUCGAUUAAAGAUAGUUCAAAGGGUUAUGACAAUGAUGUAUAUAUCGUAUCAUAUGGCAUUCCCAAUGAACCAGACUACGAUAGAGUAGUACUAAGAUUGCCUAGAGAUUGCUCUGAAGGCCCUGCAAUGCAUACUGCUAGAAUGCAAGCCGCAAUGCUUUCAUUGCUAAACAAACAUAUGUUGCCAGUGCCACGACUGUUGGCAGAGACAGAGAACUAUGUGAUCGAGUCAUUUAUCGAAAGUUGCGACCUGUCAGAUAUAUACACGACUCCGUUGGACAUGCCGACGCAUGCCAUCAAGAGUGUAUUCAACCGUGUUGGAGAGAUACUGCGGCAGUUUCAUUGUGUCCCGCGUCCGUCUAGCGCAACAGGCUAUGGCGAGCUCAUCAACGAGCAGUUUCAAGGCGCACUCCCAGACUGGUUGACAUUCUUUGACAGGGACAUUCCCAAUCAGAUAGCGAGCUGUCAGUCUCGAGGGCUCUUUGACCUGGCUCUGCAUGGCCUGAGCAGCCAGGAUGAGGCGGCCAUCACACUCACCAAAUACUUUGAGAGCGUCAAAGAAUAUCUCAAGAAGUUCGAUCGUCCAUGCAUUGUACAUGCCGAUAUGUGCAGUGGAAACAUACGUGUAAAGACCAAGGAGGAAGAAGACAACAAUCAGUCGGUAACUGUGGUUGGCAUCAUUGACUUUGCCGACUGUCUUGCAGGCGAUGGACUCUAUGACAUUGGAAGAAUACUAUCACAUUGUUAUGGAGACUGGCGAUUCGUCGAGGCUAUUGAAGAGAGAUAUUGUAAUAACAGUGUUGACGACGGUCGCUGUGGAGCAUUCACAGAGGAACAAAAGGCAAUGAUCAAGUUCUAUGCCUUUUCCUUCUGCAUUUGGCUAAUGGAUAUGCUUGGUGAUGAUCAAGAAUCAGUACAAAAGUAUAACCGAAUAUUGAAGAAUCUAAAGAUUCUUGGACAAUCC